GAUGGAAGCAGUCGCUGGGGUACAAAGUUAACAACAUGGAUGAUGUGGCCUUGAUCUGUGAAGAAGACCUUCUGACUACUAUCUUCUGUGCAUGUGACAUGGAGCGUACAGGAAAAGUAGCAGUUUCCAAGAUAGUUGAUUAUUUGAGACAUACAACUAGUCGAGGACUGGAAGACAGUGGUCUUGAAGAGCUGUGCAACAUGCUGGACCCGGAUCAGAAGGAUGUCUCCAUGGACCUGGAAACGUUUCAUGCCAUCAUGAAAGAGUGGAUUGGAGACUGCAAGAGAAGGGAGGAUGGUGCCACUGAGGAACCAGCAGCAAGCAUGGAAGACCUGGAAUUUAAAGUGCCUAAAGGCAUCUCUGAAGCGAAGGAGAUGCAUGUCCGGAUGAAUGUCACCUCUGGAAGCUUGGAGGCCUUUGGGGGGGAAGUGUCUAAAGGAGACAUAGAGACUUCAGACUUGAUAACCUGUGUUGCGGAUCUGCAGUACAAGAACCAGAAGCUUCAGGAAGAGAACAACAAGCUGAAGCUCACACUGGAAGCUGCUGAUGAGACCAACAAUAAGCUGUUGGCAGAUAAUGAGGAUCUAUGUCAACAACUAAAAAGCAUCCAGCAUUCUGUGCUGAAAGACAAAUCCCUGGAAGAAGAACUAGAAGAAGCAAAAACCAACCUGAACCUGUCAGAAGAGAAGAGACAGCAGAUUCUCUGCCAGAAUAAGCAGCUAAAUAUUAGGAAUAGCAUGGACACCGAUGGACUUAAAAAGAAGAUUUUGGAGCUGUCUAAAAAUGCAGCAGAACUUCAAAUCCAAGCACAUAUCUAUGAGAGCACUGUGGUGAAUAAAGAGGACAGCUUGAUCCAGGUUAGCUGCUUUGACUUCAUUACUGUCUUGACUGAAAAUACUGAGGAUGGGAUGAAGGAGCAGGCCAUCAAAGAACUGAAGUUAACCAUUGUGGAGUUUUCCUCAAUAAUAGAGAUUACCAAGAGUGAGUGGAUGUCCCUGGAUGAAACACUGAACCGUGAAGUGCUGGUUUUACUUCAGGGACCCGAGUAUGCAGGGGAAAAAUUUAAGACUGUCAUGCAAAAACUGCAAGAGGAAGCCUAUGAAACAGAGGAGCUUGUUGUGACUUCUUUACAAUGGUUGAAAGAUCCUGAUGUGAACAUGCAGCAGACUUGGGAGAGAAAACUUGUGGUUCUCAGGGAAGAACUAGAAGAAAAAAGGCACCUUUGGAUCCAGAAACUUCAUCUCUUGGGAAAAUACAAAGAAUCCCUGGAGAAGGAUUUUGUUCAAAUGGCAGGCAACCUGAGGAGAACCAAAACAGAGCAAUUUCACCUAAGGAAAGAGCUCUCUGCCAGGCAGCGUGAGAUAGAAACUGUCAAACAGCUACAAGAAGAAACUGCUGGCCAGGCAGAAGCCCUUGGCUUAGAGCUGCAGAGAGCUACAAAGCAGCUUGAGGAUGCCAGCAAACAGUUGGAGGAUCGAGUCGAAGUCUUUCACUCUGCUCGUGAGGAAGCCACGUCCUUGAAACACCAGUUAGAGGAAGCCAUUUCUGAGCAACAAAAACUCAAGGAUGUGAAUGCAGCUUUAAGAAGCACUUGCCAGUUGCUUCAAGAGAAGGUGGAAGAUCAGAAAAUAAUUCUUAAUGCACUGAAAUGGGAACUGCUUCAGAGGCGCCUCUGUGAAUUACUGUGUCAGUGCUAUGCAGAGUUAGAAUCUGACUACGGUCUGCUGCCCACGUCAGCUGAGCUGGUGAAAGGGAAGAUUGACUGCGGAGAGCCAGUGCUACCAGCCAGUCUGAUCCCAUCCAGUGACCACUUAACUUCACCCCAAGAAGUUGUUACAUCCUCUCUGGAAAGCACUGCGCCAGGAACAGACUGCCUUGUUAUGGAGGAAAAAUCACCCGAGUGCUCACGUGAAAAAGAGGAAGAUGUGCCAAGUUCCGGAGCGACGGAGAAAAACAGCGACGAGGAUGCAGCUGGUCCUGCAGCAGGAGCAGACCUGACCAAGAAGGAAUUCUGCCCCAUGACAGAAGAACACAAAGCCACAUUUCAAAAUGUUUUAAAUCAAGACCCGGAGGUGGACCAGGAAAAGAAAAAUAAUAAAGAGCAGAGUGAGGAAGCACCAGCUGUGGUUCCCAGUAGGAAAGGGAGUUCACCCACUGCAAGUGGCAUUAAAGGAGAUAAAACAAAGCAAAACGAGCCUGACUGCCCUAAUGAGAAAGAAGUGGAGGCUGAAUUUCUGAGGUUGUCUUUAGGUUUUAAAUGUGACUUGUUUACCUUGGACAAGAGAGUGAGGCUUGAAGAGAGGUCCCGAGACUUGGCUGAAGAAAAUUUGAAAAAGGAGAUAUCAAAUGCUCAAAAGAUGUUAGAGGCUUUAGUUCCUUUGUGUGAAGAAGACAACCAAGCGCAGGAGAUCAUUAAGAAGUUGCAGAAAAGCUUGCAGUUCCUCAGCCAGUAUGCAUCCCGAGUUGCCAGUAGAGCAGAGAUGUUGGGAGCUAUUAAUCAGGAGAGCCGUGUCAGCAAGGCUGUGGAAGUCAUGAUUCAACACGUGGAGAACCUGAAGCGCAUGUAUGCGAAAGAACACGCCGAGCUCGAGGAGCUGAAACAGGUCCUGCUGCAGAAUGAGAGAUCCUUUAGUACUCUUGGGGAUCGAGAUGAAUCUACAAAUAAAAAGCUACCAAAUUCUUUUAAUUUCAAGCCAUCAUCAUCCCUACGAAGAGUUAGCCUUGCAGCAUUGCCUAGGAGUGCCGGAGGUGCAGGGAUUGGGUUGCCCCUGGCCCAGCUCCAUCAACCUGAAGGAGAUGAAUGGAGUGAUAAAUUCCACAGGAGAUCAAGCAGUUGGGGCCGACUAGGAGCAAAGCAGAAUGAGAAGCGUCCUUCACUCCAGCGCUUCAUGAGCACCUACUCCUGGGCAGAGUAUGAAGAUGAACAGUCCGAAACAAAAAAUGAGCAGUCAGACUCUCCUGCUUAAGUCCAAGAGCCACCAUCCAGGAAGGAGAGUGUUUCUGGAAAAGGGAAACAUUCAUCCAAAUGGAAUCUGGAGUCAGUGUACAAUUUAGUGUCAUCGUGGAUAUCCCGUUUCAAGACUUCCUUUUCCAACGCUAACAAAACUUUCUGGCUUUCUGUUUCCAUCCUGGUACUGCUUGCUGCUAUCACAAGCUUCCUUACUGGGCUGUCUCUUCAAAGACCAGCAGAUGCAGCACCUGUAGGAACUGGGGACUCCUGGACUUUACUACAGCAGCUGUUGUGGCCAUAUAUAGGACUUCAACACUAUGGACCACCCCCAGUAUAA
Messenger RNA from Merops nubicus (carmine bee-eater), 3287 nucleotides. RefSeq names its product lymphoid-restricted membrane protein (gene IRAG2). Lineage: Eukaryota; Metazoa; Chordata; Aves; Coraciiformes; Meropidae. The record is from RefSeq and is a predicted model, not a curated record. The annotation marks the transcript as partial. Gene Ontology annotation, cellular component: endoplasmic reticulum membrane. The transcript is spliced from 32 exons.